CAAUGCGAUUGCAGACGGAUGCGGCGCCGCAAAUUCUUUGAUCGAUGCUGACAGUGGGUGUUGCUGACGUGAAAGGGCGUCGGAACACGUAUUUUUUUUUGUUUUGGUGGUUCUUUGCGGUGUGCUCCGUGCAUACGCAGAUGUCGAAGUCGACUUUUAGGAAAGUUAAAUUGAUUGUGAAAACAACUCUAUUUCAUGCCAACAGUAGCACUAAACACAAACAGGUCUACUAUUCCCUCUCAUAUUUCUUCGUCGAGUCGGCGGACUGUUUGCGGUGGCGCGUUUCGUACAUCCUAUGUAAAAGCGUCCCCACACCAGAGUUGUAAUGCAGAUUUGCAAAGACAGGAAGACUUGUAAUGCGCAUCCCCAUGAGAGCCAUUUCCAAUCGUGUUUAGGAAUUUGUGAUGCUCUGAACAGGAUGAGCAGAUGAAUCUGUGAUGCGGCUGCACUUGCUAACCUGCCCUACACUUCGGAGUGCAACUUGUCAUGCGUGACUCACAAAACUCCCAGGUUUGUGUUGCAAAAGCCCCAUCCUGACUCUGGUGUGGGGAUGUUUUUACUUAGGAUAUCGUAACCAUGUACUCUAUCGCGCUGCUUCGAAGAAGAUCAAGACGAGCCGCAUUUUACGCAAAACGAUUUGGAAGGAGAGCAGCAAUAUUUAACUGAGCUAGGAGAAGGUAUAAAAAUUUUCUAUAGUUUUCGUUUUGUUGCAGCAUAUGUUAUCAUGUCCGUGCGGUUCAUCUGCUAUGGGAAACAAUGUCUCGAUCCGCGGCCGCGACAUAAUUUUGCAGUUACGGCACACACACAACAAGACGAAAAUCUAGUAGAAGUCAAAAAAUUCACAAAACAGAUGUGCUGUUAUUUUUCCGGUUCGUCCAUCCUCGGAUACUACGAGUACGACCUACCCGAGCCUACCCUGAAGGAACUAUCUACUGACCCAGUUUAAACAACUUGAACUUUUGUGAAAAGCCCAUUUCGCACAUCUGUUGCUCUACAUGCGCCUGCGGUUUACUUCUAAACCGAGCUUCGAGAAAAACCGCGCGCACCUCCGCCACAUUGCCUCUGAGUCAACUUCAAC
Molecule: messenger RNA, 1078 nt
Organism: Amoebophrya sp. A120
Lineage: Eukaryota; Dinophyceae; Syndiniales; Amoebophryaceae
Source: the annotation of a GenBank genome assembly